Penicillium atrosanguineum is the source of this 2013-nucleotide messenger RNA. RefSeq names its product transketolase tktA (gene tktA). Gene Ontology annotation, cellular component: cytosol. Gene Ontology annotation, biological process: pentose-phosphate shunt. The record is from RefSeq and is a predicted model, not a curated record. Gene Ontology annotation, molecular function: transketolase activity. The coding region runs from base 1 to 2013 and encodes 670 amino acids. The transcript has 7 exons. Lineage: Eukaryota; Fungi; Ascomycota; Eurotiomycetes; Eurotiales; Aspergillaceae.
AUGGGUAACACUGAUCUGGACCAGUUGGCGAUCAACACCAUCCGCCUUCUCGCGGUUGAUGCCACCUCCAAGGCCAACUCGGGCCACCCGGGUGCCCCCAUGGGCAUGGCCCCCGUGGCUCACGUUCUGUUCAACAAGUUCAUGAGCUUCAACCCCCAGAACCCCGACUGGGUCAACCGUGAUCGCUUCGUUCUCUCGAACGGCCACGGCUGCAUGCUGCAGUACGCCCUGCUGCACCUGUUCGGCUACAAGCUCUCCAUGGAUGACCUGAAGAACUUCCGCCAACUCGACAGCAUCACCCCCGGUCACCCCGAGGCUCACGACACCCCCGGUAUUGAGGUUACCACUGGUCCUCUUGGCCAGGGUUUCGCCAACGCCGUUGGUUUGGCCAUUGCCCAGGCUCACACCGCUGGUGUCUUCAACAAGCCCGGCUAUGAGCUCGUCAACAACCACACCUACACUUUCUUCGGUGAUGGCUGCGCCAUGGAGGGUAUCGCCUCUGAGGCCGCCUCCAUGGCUGGUCACUUGCAGCUCGGCAACCUCAUUGCCAUCUAUGACGACAACCACAUUUCCAUUGACGGUGACACCAAGUGCGCCUUCACUGAGGAUGUCAUGAAGCGCUUCGAGGCCUACGGUUGGCACACCGAGUGGGUCAAGGACGGUGACAAUGACCUUGCCGGCAUUGAGGCCGCUAUCCGCAAGUGUCAGCAGGUCACUGACAAGCCCUCCGUUAUCAAGCUCACCACCACCAUCGGUUUCGGCUCCAAGCUGGCCGGUACUGGCGGUGUUCACGGUAACCCCCUCAAGGCCGAUGAUGCCGAGAGUGUCAAGGCCCGCUUCGGCUUCGACCCUAAGCAGAGCUUCGUCGUUCCCCAGCAGGUCUACGACAUGUACCACAGCCACGCCGCCGAGGGUGCCGCUAAGGAGCAGGAGUGGAACCAGCUCUUCGAGAAGUACCAAAAGGAGUACCCCACCGAGGGUGCCGACCUUGCCCGCCGUCUCUCCGGCAAGCUGCCCGAGGGCUGGGAGAAGAGCCUCCCUACCUACAAGUCCACUGAUGCCGCCGUCGCUUCCCGCAAGCUGUCCGAGGCCGUCCUGGAGAAGAUCCACUCCGUCAUUCCUGAGCUUCUGUCCGGCUCUGCUGAUCUGACUGGCUCCAACAACACCCGCUGGAAGAACGCCGUCGACUUCCAGCCCCCUCCCUCGGCAUUGCACGCCAUGGCUGCUGUCAUGAACGGUCUCGCCGCCUACGGCACCGUCAUCCCCGCCGGCGGUACCUUCCUGAACUUCGUUUCCUACGCCGCUGGCGCCCUCCGCCUGUCGGCCCUGUCCCGCGUCCGUGUCAUUCACGUCGCUACCCACGACUCUAUCGGUCUGGGUGAGGACGGUCCUACUCACCAGCCUAUUGAGACUCUGGCUCACUUCCGUGCUCUGCCUAACUGCAUGGUUUGGCGCCCCGCUGACGGCAACGAGACUUCCGCCGCCUACUACAUGGCCAUCACCUCCAAGCACACCCCCAGUGUUCUCGCCCUUACCCGCCAGAACCUGCCCCAGCUUGAGGAGUCCACCAUUGAGCGUGCCAUGAAGGGUGCUUACGUCGCCGUUGACACCCCCAACGCCGCCGUUACCAUCAUCUCCACCGGUUCCGAGGUCGGCAUCUGUAUCGAGGCUGCCGACUACCUCCAGAAGAACCACGGCAUUGCCGCCCGUAUUGUCUCCGUUCCUUGCUUCGAGGUCUUCGAUGCUCAGGACAAGGAUUACCGUCUGUCCGUCCUGCCCGACGGCAUCCCCGUUCUGUCCGUCGAGGCCUGCUCCACCAUGGGCUGGGAGCGCUACUCCCACGAGCAGUUCGGUCUCAACCGCUUCGGUGCCUCUGGUCCCUACAAGGAGGUGUACGCCAAAUUCGAGUUCACUCCCGAGGGCAUUAGCAAGCGCGCCAUUGCCACCAUUGACUUCUACAAGGGCCACAACGUCCGCUCCCCCGUCAACCGCGCUUUCCAGCAGAUCCUGUAA